Paramisgurnus dabryanus is the source of this 1277-nucleotide messenger RNA. Lineage: Eukaryota; Metazoa; Chordata; Actinopteri; Cypriniformes; Cobitidae. The record is from RefSeq and is a predicted model, not a curated record.
GAUAGUAGCAGCAUCAUGGCAGGAGUGAAAGUCGCACCGAUGAGACCAUUGAAGGAUUUCUUUCCUGGUGUUGAUCAGUUUGCCAAACCUGAUGUAUCUGAUUUGAGCAAAUGGAAUAACAGAGUGAUCAACAAUCUACUUUAUUAUCAGACGAAUUACUUUGCUGCGGCCAUCGUCGUGUUAUUGAUUGUUGGGUUUUUGAACCCCUUGGGCAUGCUUCUUGGUGGUGUAGUUGUAGCUGCGGUCUUCAUGGGCUCUGUAUGGGCAGGAGAGAACCAGGCUAUGAUCAAGAAUUUUAAAAAGAAGAAUCCAUCUCUGUUUGUGGUUGCUGUUUUGGGAAUCAGCUACUUCCUGCUGUCGAUGUGUGGAGGAGUGAUUGUGCUUCUUUUUGGUAUUACAUUUCCCAUGCUAUUGUGUCUUAUCCACGCUUCUCUGAGACUUCGCAACAUGAAGAACAAGUUGGAGAACAAGAUUGAGGGUGUUGGCCUAAAGAAGACGCCAAUGGGAGUCAUAAUGGAUCUUCUUGAUCAGCAAGAAGAGAAAAUCAACAAAGUCCAGGAUUUCUUGGAGAGUAAGCUGAAAGAUUAAGCAUCAGUACCAUCAACAUUUUUUUAUUUUGAAUGGUUUAUUGUUGUUGUCAGAUAUUUGACCACCACAUGGCACUUUUGAGAUAUCCUUUGAAUAUACCAAAGUAUGACAAUGCAUAAACAUAAGCUUUUAUCCCUUAACCAUUAAGUAUGGUGAAGUGUUAAAGCUAUUUAAUGCUGUUUUUAUUUCUUGCUAUUGUGAAAAACUGUCCGUUAAACUGUAUUUUUGUCCGAAAUAGGCAUUUUAAAUUAAUCACAAACCCUUUGUGCUUGCACCUCUUAUUGUAAUUUUGUCUAUUUUUGUUUACAUAGAAAUGAUCAUAAAUAUGUAUGCGAUGUAAAGCAUGAAAAUAUUUAUAUAGACAAUUACAGAAAGCACUUUGAUAUUUUAGUUUAGUUGUGUGCACCUCUUGCCAGGUUAUAUGUUUUGUUGCCAUUUUAAUUAAAAGUAGAAAUGAAUGUAAUAAAAUUUGAAUUUGGAUAAGUAUGGGCACAUUUCAAACCGUAACAUUGCCUUUGGCAGAAAUCAGACUUAAUAAUAGACUUAAAUAUAUCAUAUUUUCCCACUCUUAAAGCUUAAGGAUGGUGAAGGCCAUUAACAAAAGAUUUUAUUUGGUCUUCUGAUUUUUUUUUUUGCUGCUUAUAUUUUGACUGCAGAUAAUAACAAAAUUAAACAUGGUAACCUUUAAA